Penicillium pulvis is the source of this 1413-nucleotide messenger RNA. Its product is annotated as FAD-binding oxidoreductase. Bases 1 to 1413 code for a protein of 470 amino acids. The record is from RefSeq and is a predicted model, not a curated record. Lineage: Eukaryota; Fungi; Ascomycota; Eurotiomycetes; Eurotiales; Aspergillaceae. The transcript has 3 exons. Gene Ontology annotation, molecular function: FAD binding; oxidoreductase activity.
AUGACGAAACUCGGCGAUGCAGGGAUCAAGGCUCUUCGCAGCCGGCUGGAUACAGCCUCAGUAUUGACCCCGGACUCGGAUGGUUAUCAGGAAAGCCUGACUCGGUGGUCGGACACUGGCAUAAAACCCGCGGGUGUCGUUGUUCAGCCAGUUGAUCCAGCCGAUAUCAGUAUCGCAUUGUUGUGGGCACAGGAGCAUGACAUUGAAGUCGCCGUGAAGGGGGGCGGUCAUUCCACGGCUGGUACCAGUUCCAGUGACGGAGGUCUGGUCAUUGACCUGUCGCGUAUGACUCAAGUCACAAUUGACUUCUCCAGUAAGACAAUUACUGCCCAGGGCGGCGCGACAUGGAAGGAAGUUGACGAAGCGGGUGCGGCCCAUGGACUGGCAACGGUCGGGGGAACUGUGAAUCACACGGGAGUUGGUGGACUGACUCUCGGAGGUGGAUAUGGGUGGCUGAGUGGGCAGUACGGUCUCACAAUUGACAAUCUUCUCUCUGCGCGGGUUGUGCUGGCUGAUGGGACGCUUGUGACAGCAUCCAAAUCCGACCACCCUGAGCUGUUUUGGGGUUUACGCGGGGCGGGCUACAACUUUGGUGUUGUCGUUGAUUUCACCUACCAAGCGUAUAACCAAGCAGAAAUGGUAUUUUCGGGAGUUUUGGGAUUUACUCCUGAUAAGCUCGAACGGGUGUUCGAGCAACUCAAUACCAGCCUCGCAAAUCCUGACUCCCGUUCCGGGGCCAUGUGUUUCCUCACCCAUGCUCCAGAUGGAUCAGGUCCGGUCAUCGUCGUGAUUUGUUUCUACAAUGGCAGCCGUGAAGAGGGCUUGGCACGGUUUACUGGACUCAUCAACCUGGGCCCUGCCAUUAACGCUUUGGAUACGAUGCCCUAUUCUAUGGUGAACACCCUCCAGAACCCUCAAGCCACAUACGGGGACCGGAAAUCUUUCAAAGGAAUCUUCUAUGAGCCACCGAUGGACCUGAGCUUUGUACGGACCGUAUUUGAAGACUUCGUGGCCAAGAUCCAGAGCGACAGCGACUUGAUGAAAUCUGCUAUCAUUCUUGAAUUCAUGGACAUGCGCAAAAUUUGCGAAAUUCCCUCUUCAGCAACUGCGCUAGCAAGCCGCAACACAACUCAGAACGGAAUCAUCUGCCUUCGAUGGACCGAUGAGACGAAAGACAAAGAACAUCGCGCUUGGGCGCGUCAGAUCCAAGCCAAAUGGAAGACUGAAUUGGACGCGAAGACUAAGGGUCGCCAGGCAGAAGUACCACAAUAUAUCAACUAUGCCGAGCCUGGAGACUCGGUGGUUUCAAAUAUUUACGGCGAGAAUCUCCAGCGUUUACAAACAGUCAAAGCCACGUACGACCCGAAGAACGUGUUCCAUAAGAUGCACCCUCUAUCCACAGCUUCAGCUUAG